Odobenus rosmarus divergens (Pacific walrus) is the source of this 1854-nucleotide messenger RNA. RefSeq names its product abhydrolase domain containing 15 (gene ABHD15). Gene Ontology annotation, molecular function: short-chain carboxylesterase activity; monoacylglycerol lipase activity. The coding region runs from base 61 to 1455 and encodes 464 amino acids. NCBI's taxonomy places the organism in Eukaryota, Metazoa, Chordata, Mammalia, Carnivora, Odobenidae. The record is from RefSeq and is a predicted model, not a curated record. The transcript is spliced from 2 exons.
CCGAGGGGACGGCCCCGUUGCCUGCCACCCUCCACCCGCCGGGGGCUCUCCUACCUCGCCAUGCCGCCGUGGGGCGCCGCCCUCGCCCUGCUCCUGGCCGCGCUCGCACUGCUUGGCCUGCUGGCCCCGCGGCUGCGGCGCGCCGUCGGAGCGAGGACUCUGCCGGGAGCCCGCGGCCAGGACCACGAGAAGGAGGCAGACGGCCGAGGGGCCGCGGCCCCGUUCAGCGACGGACGGGAGCCGCUGCCCGGCGGCUGCAGGCUCAUCUGUAAACCGUCGGCGCUGGCCCAGUGCCUGCUGAGCGCCUUGCGACGCUCGACUGCGCUGGAGCCGCGCCCGCGCUCCUGGCUCUCUGGGCCCCACCUGCAGACCCUCUGCCACUUCGUGCUGCCGGUAGGGCCGGGGCCUGAGCUGGCCAGGGAGUACCUGCAGUUAGCGGACGACGGGCUGGUGGCCCUGGACUGGGUCGUGGGACCUUGUCCCCGGGGCCGGCGGGUCACCAACGCAGGGGGCCUCCCCGCGGUGCUGCUGGUGAUCCCCAAUGCAUGGGGGCGCCUCACUCGCAACGUGCUCGGCCUCUGCCUGCUCGCCCUGGAGCGCGGCUACUACCCGGUCAUCUUCCACCGCCGCGGCCACCACGGCUGCCCGCUGGUCAGCCCCCGGCUGCAGCCUUUCGGGGACCCGUCCGACCUCAAGGAGGCGGUCACUUACAUCCGCUUCCGACACCCGGCGGCCCCUCUGUUCGCGGUGAGCGAGGGCUCGGGCUCGGCGCUUCUGCUGUCCUACCUGGGUGAGUGCGGCUCCUCCAGCUAUGUGACCGGAGCCGCCUGCAUCUCGCCCGUGCUGCGCUGCCGCGAGUGGUUUGAGGCCGGCCUGCCCUGGCCCUACGAGCGGGGCUUUCUGCUCCACCAGAAGGUGGCCCUCAGCAGGUACGCCUCGGCCCUGCAGGACACCGUGGACACCCACAGACUGUUCAGGAGCCACUCCCUGCGCGAGUUUGAGGAGACCCUCUUCUGCCACACCAAGAGUUUCCCCAUCAGCUGGGACACCUACUGGGACCACAACGACCCCCUCCGGGACGUGGAUGAAGCCGCUGUGCCUGUGCUGUGUAUCUCUAGCGCCGACGACCCUGUGUGCGGGCCCCCGGACCACUUUCUGCCCACGGAACUGUUUCACAACAACCCCUACUUCUUCCUCCUGCUCAGUCACCACGGAGGCCACUGCGGCUUCCUGCGCCAGGAGCCCUUGCCAGCCUGGAGCCAUGAGGUCAUCUUGGAGUACUUCCGGGCCUUGACUGAGUUCUUCCGAACGGAAGAGAGGAUGAAAGGGCUGAGCAGGCACCGGGUUUCAUUCCUGGGGGGCCGGCGUCGCUGGGGAACCCUGCAGAAAAGGGAGGCCUCUCCCUCUUCCAAUCUGGACGAGAUCUUUAGCUGGAAGCGAUCGUAUACGAGGUGAGACCUGGCCCAAGAAGAGAGCUGGGCAUGCCAGAGUCCUGAAACGGCCGUGAGGACGGAAGGGGGCCUGCAGCUGGAGGCCUUUGCCGCUGAUUCAGCCCCCUCUCUCCUAGACUGGUCUGUGCAAAGAGAUGGAACUUCCAGCAAGCUGGUGCUCACUUUACCCUGAGAACAUGCCUGCCCCAGGCUUUGCUCAACACAUUCCAGCUCUUCCUGGUCCGUAGCUGGGCUGUCACUGUCACGCUCUCCAGUCACCGACCUCCUAAGCCAAAGAAUAGCACCCUUUGAGUCUAUGGACUCGAGAAAAUGCUCCGUCCCUAGCGAGGACCCUAGAGAAAAUGGGUGUAUGUGCGUCAUCGGGAAGCUCUGUCCCACAUAAAUAAUCAGCCCUCCGACCCUG